This is a messenger RNA of Clonostachys rhizophaga, 825 nucleotides long. The record is from the annotation of a GenBank genome assembly. Lineage: Eukaryota; Fungi; Ascomycota; Sordariomycetes; Hypocreales; Bionectriaceae.
AUGUCCACGCGUUUGCCAGGGAUUGAGAUCCAGAGAACCACUUUUGUCCGCAGGAAAACGUUGAGAUGUCAGAUUCCAGCACCACUUAUACAGGUUCGACCCUUCCUAGCAAGAACCUUGGCCUUGCGGCUUUCGUGUGGCUCGGCCUUGCCAGCAAGGGACUUGCGAUGGGGCAUCGAUAAGUCCACUGAUGGCCUAUACCUCGUGGAGAGAGACGAGCCCGUAAAGCUUGAGGCUCGCGCCAGACGAGGCCGACCAGGAGAUGGCCCUCGCACUUGGGGACCAAAUGCAGGUGGUCAUGGCCCCCGACAGGGCGGCAAGGGAACCCGGAGCAUCGAUGACUUCGAGACAGAGCUCUUCACCCGUACCAGACGAGGAGGCCGACCCGGAGAUGACCCUCGCACCUGGGGACCAAACGCAGGUGGUCACGGCCCCCGACAAGGGGGAAAGGGAACCCGAAGCAUUGAUGAGUAUGAAUCUGAGCUCUUCACCCGUACUAGAAGAGGCCGACCCGGAGACGAUCCUCGCACCUGGGGACCUAAUGCAGGUGGCCAUGGCCCCCGACAGGGCGGCAGAGGAACACGGAGCAUUGACGACUACGAGGGUGAGCUUUACACCCGCGCACGCAACAAUCCCGGAUACCACCCUGUACCGGUCCGUGGUGGUAGCCACAGAGGAACACGGAGUAUUGACGACUAUGAGGGUGAGCUUUACACCCGCGCACGCAACAGCCCCGGAUACCACCCUGCUCCCGUACGCGGCGGUAGCCAACCUCGUACCGGUGGGCACCGCGGGACUCGCGACCUGGAGGAGUUGGAGGAGUAA